Messenger RNA from Kluyveromyces lactis, 1662 nucleotides. It is a transcript of the gene DDC1, whose product is annotated as Ddc1p. The coding region runs from base 1 to 1662 and encodes 553 amino acids. Gene Ontology annotation, biological process: recombinational repair; mitotic intra-S DNA damage checkpoint signaling; meiotic cell cycle. Gene Ontology annotation, cellular component: checkpoint clamp complex; condensed nuclear chromosome. The record is from RefSeq and is a predicted model, not a curated record. The transcript has a single exon. NCBI's taxonomy places the organism in Eukaryota, Fungi, Ascomycota, Saccharomycetes, Saccharomycetales, Saccharomycetaceae.
AUGUCAUUUCGUGCUUCCAUAAACAGCACGAAUGAACAGACCAUAUGGGGUAAAUGCUUGGCAACUCUUUCUCAAAUAAACCCUGAUGUCUUCAUAACAAUCACCGAAAAUGGUGUAUUGAUAUCAUCCAUGAAUGCAACAGACACGACCAUGGCCAAGGUACGAUUUCCUAAGUCGUUCUUUACAGAGUAUCACUUCGAGCCGAAGAAGAUUGUAUUUGGUGAAUCUGGAGUGCAGCAGAUCACCGAUUGUAAUGACAUUCUUCACACAAUUUAUAGUUUCAAAGCGAAUGCAAAGUAUCUUUCCCUAUUAUCACUUAAACAAGAGGAUACAAUUAAAGAAUACAUGUUAACUAUCGACAAUUGUGAUAAUUGUUCUGAAACUAUAGCUAACAAACUCAUAAUCAAAAUGAAGACAGCAUCUUUGCUAACUAAAGAAUAUCAAGUUAAUUUUGAUCCAUUGGAAAGUGUUCAGAUCAUAUUAAGUCUGAAAUAUAAACAAAAAUUCCUUUCAGUAUACAACAACAAAAGUAAGGGCAGAUCAUUAGAUCCUCGGUUAGUGGAUUAUUUCAAAUCUUUACAAACAGAAUUAGAACAUGAUAUGUUUAAUAGAGGUAUCGCCAAUGAACACAAUAUUGUGAGCACAGUGAAAAAUACACCGUUGACGGUUAACGACGAAAUCAACUUCUUAAGUUUUGAUCAAUCAAUACUAAGAAACUUCAUUGACUCUAUUAUGUCUAAUGUGAUCGAGGAAAUAAAAUUGGAAUUGACGAGACAUACUCUAGCCAUAAUAGGAUUUACAAAAGCCGUGUACAACAUGAAAAGUCAAGGGUACCUCAAACAAGCAGUUACAGUAACGAAUACAUGUAGCGCAAAUGAUCUAGAACAUUACUGCAUAUUUUCAACAGAAAAAAACGACGGUUCGAGACCUUCAAGCAGAUCACAAAGUAUUAAGAAGAGCAUUACGUUCAAAUUACGAGAUUUCAAAGUAUUCUUAAAUGGACUUAAUUGUUGGAAAACAAAUGACAUGAUAAGAAUCUGGUUUUGCCAACCUGGUGACCCCAUUCUCUUUGAAAUAACAAAAGAUGGGGUUGUAUUGGAAUUAGUGCAGGUAACUGAUACCGAGGGUAGGGUCGAAGAACCAGAGGAUUCUGUCACCCAAUUUAACCUGUCACCAGAAAAGAUAGUUUCACCAAUCAAGAAGGAUACCGUAGUGAAACCAGAUAAGCUUCAAAGGCCGGAAAGUAAGCAGAUGCUGUAUCCACAUACAAAACGCUCACUAUUUAUAACGGAUGAGGAUGGAGCAGAUGAUGAUGACGAAGACGAAGAAGGAAGGCAAUUCAGGUUUAAAAGGUGGGGGAAACAAAAUAGUAACACUACUCCCAAUUCAAACACUGGCUCCCAGUCAACACCAUCGAACACAACAACCGAGCCGUCAAUUAGCGAGCCAGUAAAGAGAAUGAGAACAACUGUCGAAUGGGGAGGAACAAUUGAAUCGAACAAUGUCGGUACAGAUGAAUCUCAUCAAAGAGAAAUGAACAAGGCUGCUUAUCUAAAUAAUUUGAAAAGACAAGCAAUCCAAGAAGAUCUCAAUCUACAGGAAGAAGAUGAUGGCAUGGGUCCCACACAAGCUGACAGACCUAAAGGUUUGUUCGACUCUUGA